UAGAUCCUUAUCAACAACAUGCGCGGUACGCAGUACUAUAUAUAGUACCUACUUUGUGGUUUUAAGAAACACGUAGACGAAUUUCGUGACCCUCCGCAUGCGUAUUACGAACUAAAACCAGCAAUUCCUAUAUUCCCGUAAAUCUGACAGAAGUGGGCCAGUUGGGUUUCCGGCAGUUUCUGUGAUGUAUUCUCCGUCAAAGAAGUUGUAAUGGAUACUCUCGAAUAUUAUCGAAUCCAGAUAUAAGUCAGAUACCAGCAGGCAAUGAACGAGAGAUUAACCUAAUUUCGUUUUACCGAUAUUGUCCGGAACUUCUGUAUUCUUGGUUGCAGCCGAGCGGUUCAUAAAUAUAUUUCCGAGCCAUUCAUCAUACCAGUGAGAAUUUCCAAACGGAAUAAUGUUGCAACGCGCAUCCUUUAUAUUUCGUAACAUCGGUACUUACAAGAGAAUCGAGACCGAAAGCAGAUUGCAUUUUCAGUCGAGGAUAACGACACCGUCGGGUGCCAUUCUUCCGGAACCGAAAGGGACACCUUUCGGUUACGUGAAUGUUAUUUCCAGUGUUGGAACCGGUCUAAUCAUUGGUGUUACAUUGAGUAAAUUAGUGGCCUACGUUCUCGAGGAGAAAGAACUUUUCAUACCGUCGGACGACGAUGACGAUGAUUAAAUGCGUUUUUAUUUUUUCAUGACUCAGGAUAGAACAGUCCUAGAGGGUAGCUAUGCUUGGGAGGCAUGUGACGUUAAUACACAUUCAAUUCUCCCAUUUGCCUGCAAUUGAAUUGAUUGAUUGACCAUUUCUUUUGAAACCACUCUUUGCUUGAAUUGCAUCUCUUAUAGAAGAGAUUGUGAAACCUUGUAAACAUGUCUGCAGAGACUUUGCAAGUCUAUGACAAAUAUAGAAAAUGCAUUGAAAACUUACAGCCUUGAGCGCAAAUAAGCUUGCACCCAACAAACUGUUGGUAUAUAUUAAUUAAUUGUAAUAAUAUCUGUAUACUGUUUUAGCGAAUAAAUAUGUUGGUGGAAACAGAAAGGA
This is a messenger RNA of Nomia melanderi (Alkali bee), 1030 nucleotides long. The record is from RefSeq and is a predicted model, not a curated record. NCBI's taxonomy places the organism in Eukaryota, Metazoa, Arthropoda, Insecta, Hymenoptera, Halictidae.